Messenger RNA from Patella vulgata (common limpet), 1140 nucleotides. RefSeq names its product peptidoglycan-recognition protein LB. Lineage: Eukaryota; Metazoa; Mollusca; Gastropoda; Patellidae. Gene Ontology annotation, biological process: peptidoglycan catabolic process. The record is from RefSeq and is a predicted model, not a curated record. Bases 85 to 1116 code for a protein of 343 amino acids. The transcript is spliced from 8 exons. Gene Ontology annotation, molecular function: N-acetylmuramoyl-L-alanine amidase activity; zinc ion binding.
CCCAGGAUAGGUAAAGUGAUAAGAUAAUCAGGGAAUAACUGAUCUACUUUCUUUUGUUCUGUCCAAGAAAGUCUAGAUUAAAGUAUGAUUUUGGUGGUUGUAAUAUCGGCAUUAUGUGUUGGUAUAUCAGUGGGGGAAAACUGUGCUUGUGCUACAGGCGAUGUUCAUGCUAGAGACGGUGCUGGUACCACACAUAGCGUUCUAGGAACUCUUACAAAAUCACAUUGUGUGGCCUACAAAGGGAAUCAGGUUGCAGCAGGGGGUCUCCAAUGGGCGCACGUUACAUAUAAUGGGCAGGAUGCUUGGAUUGCCAGUAAUUGGCUUACUUUUCAACCCUGUACAUUGACCAGUAAAUGUGCAUGCGCUACAGGUAACGUACAUGUAAGAAGUGGCGCUGGGACAAGCCAUGGCAUUCUGGGAACCAUGGCUAUUGGCAGUUGUCUCCCUUUUAAAGGAGACCGUUCGACAGUUGGUGGUUUGAGCUGGGCUCAUGUAGAUUAUGAUCACGCGGAUGGAUGGGUUGCGUCUAAUUGGUUAGCCUUUAAAGACUCUUGCUCAACUACUGGCACAGGUUCACAUACUGGCUCAACAUCUGUUCAGCAACUACCAGGAUGUCCUCACAUAGUAUCACGUGCUGAAUGGGGUGCACGAGCUCCAAAGCAUCCAGAUCAGCCUCUGCCUCAUGUUCCACAGAAUGUCUAUAUCCACCAUGGUGCUUCAGCAGCUUGUACCACAAAGACACGAUGCACCGCAAUUGUCAAACAAUACCAAAAUUACCACAUGGACGGACAUGGUUGGCCAGAUCUUGGUUAUACAUUUGUUAUUGGUGAAGAUGGAAAUGUAUAUGAAGGACAUGGUUGGGGAAAGAUAGGAACUCAUACACUUCACCAUAACUCAGAUGGUUUAGGAUUCUGUGUGAUCGGUGAUUUUACCAGUCGAGUACCAAAUGCUGCUGCUAUAAAUGCGGUGAAACAGUUGAUCGAUUGUGGUGUUAAAAAUGGAAAGAUUACAUCAGAUUACAUCAUCAAAGGCCAUCGUGACGUUCGAGCUACUGCUUGUCCUGGACAAAAAUUCUAUGAUCUUAUUCAAACCUGGCCACAUUAUAAGGCACAUUAAAAAUAAAUUGGUUUAAAACUUAAA